Messenger RNA from Arachis stenosperma, 1740 nucleotides. RefSeq lists its product as uncharacterized. The transcript has 3 exons. The record is from RefSeq and is a predicted model, not a curated record. Lineage: Eukaryota; Viridiplantae; Streptophyta; Magnoliopsida; Fabales; Fabaceae. Bases 1 to 1740 code for a protein of 579 amino acids.
AUGCUGGAAGGAGAAGCUGAGCAUUGGUGGCAGGGGAUACAACGACUAUUGCAACAAGAUGUAGGUGAUAUUCCUUGGGAUACUUUUAAGGAUGAAUUUUAUAAGAAGUAUUUUUCGAGGGCAGCUUGUGACGCUAAGGAGAUGGAACUUAUGCAGCUGAAACAGGGUAACACAACUGUAGCAGAAUAUGCCCGUAUGUUUGAUUACUUGUGCUGUUUCUCCAAGAUCUGCCAAGGGAAUCCUGUUGACUUUGAAGAAUGGAAGUGUUUGAAGUUUGAAGGGGGUCUUUGUGAGGAUCUGAUGAGUUCAGUAGUUCCAUUGGAGAUACGAAAUUUUGCUGAGAUGGUUAAUAAGUGUAAGUUAGUGGAAGAAUGUGCUAAGAAGGUAAUUGCGUCUAAAGCAAGUAGUCAAGGAUUUCCACCAAGGAACUACAAUAGUUAUAAUUGGCAACCACGAAGAACCAAUUUCAAGACACCUAGUGUGCCACAGCAAAGGAAUCUACAAGCUGGUAACGUUCCUGCUCGCCCUACGGGUGGAAACGGAGGUAGACCGAGGCAGGAUAAUGGACAUAAGGCUAAGAAUUACCCAAAGAGGUUUACUCAGAAUCCAAUGCGAACCCAGCAACAAGGUCGAGUGUUUGCCAUGACUGCUGAUGAUGCUAUGCAAUCAGACGCCCUGAUCCAAGUUCAGUAUUUCUCUGUGUUGAACUUUGAUCUAAUUGUCUAUACACCUGCAUCCCAAAAUGCUUUGACCAGUUUAGUGUGCCUGCAAGUACCAUUCACUAUUAGGAACAGAACUUUUAUACAUGAUCUAAUCUGUUUGCCUUUAUGUGGUUUAGAAGUUAUUCUAGGAUUAGAUUGGUUGUCCAAGUAUCAUGUUUUCCUUGAUUGCUAUGAAAGAACUAUUGUUAUUCCAUCUGAUAGUUUAUAUAUUAAACCAAUUUUGUCUCAUACUUUAUAUCUAAAUUCUGUAAGAGUUACCUUAGACGGGAGUGAUUGUGAGGGGUACGUUCUGUUAGCGGCUAGCUCGAAUGACAGUGAAUUAAGCUUAGAACGAAUCCGAGUAGUGAAGGAAUUUCUUGAUGUUUUCCCAAACAACAUACCUGAGUUUCCUCCUCAGCGCGAGAUAGAAUUUAGCAUUGAACUAGUACCUGGAACCGGACCGAUUUCCAUAGCACCGUACCGGAUGUCACCAAUGGAACUUGCAGAAUUGAAGAAGCAGUUGGAUGAGCUACUUAGAAAGAAAUUUAUUUGUCCUAGUGCAUCACCUUGGGGAGCUCCAGUAUUGCUAGUAAAGAAGAAGGAUGGUGGGAUGAGACUUUGCGUAGAUUACCGACAGCUAAAUAAAGUCACUAUCAAGAACAAGUAUCCACUUCCACGGAUAGAUGAUUUGAUGGAUCAGUUAAAAGGUGCAACUGUGUUCUCGAAGAUUGAUUUGCGAUCGGGCUAUCACCAGAUUCAAGUGAAAGAGUCAGAUAUACCGAAGACUGCAUUUAGAACUCGAUAUGGUCACUAUGAGUAUACGGUUAUGUCAUUUGGACUAACUAAUGCUCCUGCGAUUUUCAUGGAUUACAUGAAUCGUAUUUUCCAUCCGUACCUUGAUCAGUUCGUAGUAGUUUUCAUAGAUGAUAUUCUCAUCUAUUCGAAGACAAACAGAGAGCAUGAAGAGCAUCUAAGGACUGUAUUGCAGAUACUGAGGACUCAGAAGUUAUAUGUUAAACUAUCAAAGUGCGAUUUCUAG